Molecule: messenger RNA, 1515 nt
Organism: Asparagus officinalis (garden asparagus)
Lineage: Eukaryota; Viridiplantae; Streptophyta; Magnoliopsida; Asparagales; Asparagaceae
Exons: 3
Coding region: 1-1515 (504 amino acids)
Molecular function (GO): nucleic acid binding; zinc ion binding
Source: RefSeq, a predicted model, not a curated record
AUGACUGCUGGUCCAGAUUGUCAUGAGGCUGGUGUUUGGCAAAUAAAAUUUAUUAAUCAUGAUCAUACUUGCUGCAGGACUUUUAAAAAUAGAUUAAUAACUGAUAACUGGAUUGCACAUGUUUAUCUUGAUAAAAUUCUGAGGGAUCCAAAGAUGAAGCCAAGUAACAUUUUAUUUGACAUUUAUGAGAAUUUUCAAAUUAAUGUCUCAUUGAAAAAAUGUAGGAGGGGGAAGGAGAAAGCUCUAAAUGAAGUCCAAGGAUUAAUGCAAAGACAAUAUGGCUUGCUAAAACCUUACAUGAAAGAACUAAUGAGGUCAAAUGUAGGUACUACUUGUGUUCUGAAGGUAGCUGAGGGAGAGGCAGGACAACCAAGCAUAUUUCUUAGAUUUUACGUUUGUUUUGAGGCAUUGAAGAUGAGUUUCACUUUGGGGUGUAGAAGAAUAUUUGGUCUUGAUGGUUGUUUUUUGAAACAUGCUUGUGGAGGGAAAUUACUUUGUGCAGUGGGGAGGGAUGGUAAUAACCAAAUGUGGCCCAUAGCAUGGGCAGUGGUUGAGGGGGAGACAAGGAACUCAUGGCAAUGGUUCCUAAGAAUUUUGACUGUGGAUCUAAACAUGAAUGAUGGUAAUGGUUGGACAGUUAUGUCAGACCAACAAAAGGGAUUGGUUCCUGCUAUACAUGAAGUAUGGCCAGCAGUUGAGCAUAGGCAAUCUGCCAAGCUAAGGAGAAUUUCAGAGCAAGCUUAUGAAGACUUCAUGGCUAGAGACCCCAACACAUUCUGUAAGUCUCAUUUCAAAUGCCACAGUAAAUGUGAUGUUGUAGACAACAACAUGGCCGAAACAUUCAACUCUUUUAUAUUACUUGCAAGAUAUAAACCUAUAGUGUCCAUGUUAGAGGAUAUUAGAUUAUCUAUAAUGGAUAGAAUGCAAGAGAAAAAGAAACUCGUAUGUAAAUUUGUGGGGGGAGUUGCACCUAGAAUUCAUAAGAAGUUGGAGAAAGCAUAUCAGGAGCAAGUUCAUUGCCGUGCCCAUUGGAAUGGUGAUGAGAAUGAAACUGGUUUUGAGAUAAUCCAUAGAGGGCAAAGUCAUGCAGUAGAUUUGAAAAAUAUGACAUGUACAUGUAGGAAUUGGGACUUGACAGGAAUACCAUGCACACAUGCAGUCAGUGCUAUCUUACUUAUGAGAAGGAAACCUGAAAUGUACUUAUCAGAGAUGUAUUCUCAAGAAAACUAUUUGAUUGCCUAUGGAGGAAUGUUGAAUAUAUUACAAGGGAGUAAUUAUUGGGAUACAGAGGGAGAGGGAAUGGUGUUACCCCCAAAUAUUGUUAGAAGGCCAAAGGGGAGACCCAAAACUGCUAGGAGGAGAGACCCAUCUGAAGGUUCCAAGCAUCCUUCUAGGUCAUCAAGGCAGGGAUUAAUACAAAAGUGUAUCAAUUGUCACAGAACAGGGCAUAGAAGACCCAGUUGUCCUGAUGCAGCAACAAAUCCUCCCAGGCCAACACAUCAACAGGUAUUGUAA